AACAAAGAUCUGAAACCCUAACGGCUACGGCGAAAUCGGCACACCCCGAGCAGAAGAAGAAGAAGAAGAAGAAGAAGAAGCAGCAGAAGUAGAAGCAGAAGAUGACCCAGAAAUCGAAUCUUUUCAAGGGCCAACAGAAGAAGAAAACCAUCCCUCCCAAUCGCCACGGGAAAGCCCCUCCAACCCGCAAAGGGAAGAGGAACGUGAAGCCACUGAAGGUCACUAAGGACAUGGAGAUGGAUCGUGAGUUAAGCAAGUUCAUAAAUCACUGCAACGAAAUGAAAGCAGCCACCGCUGCUAACAAGGAAGGUGGCCAGCUAAGCAUCGUCAAACCCCCAUCUGAAUCCACUUCUGGUGAGAAGAAAUAAAUCAUCGUCAAGGUCACAAGGAACAUGGGUUUGGAGACAAAUGAGUGGGUUUGGAGACAGAUGCGACUCCAAAUUUUGGGAUGGUGGACUGACUUAUCUGACAGUUCUUCCUAUAGAAAUUGUAAUACGUGUUAUUGUCCCUUGAAAUCUCUUUGUUUUCUCUAGAUUAUUAGAGUUGGGAUAUAUGUAUGUAGCUUUUGCUGAAGGCCAAAGAAGGGAAAUCUUGUAAUCUAAGAGUGCAAAAGACUAUAGGAAUGGAUUGUGCCAUCGCUUUCAUUUCAUUUUUGCAAAGCUAUCACAAAUUAUGGGUAAAUCUUUCUCCUCA
Messenger RNA from Eucalyptus grandis, 693 nucleotides. RefSeq lists its product as uncharacterized. The record is from RefSeq and is a predicted model, not a curated record. The coding region runs from base 102 to 368 and encodes 88 amino acids. The transcript is spliced from 3 exons. Lineage: Eukaryota; Viridiplantae; Streptophyta; Magnoliopsida; Myrtales; Myrtaceae.